Penicillium mononematosum is the source of this 2025-nucleotide messenger RNA. RefSeq lists its product as uncharacterized. The transcript has 6 exons. NCBI's taxonomy places the organism in Eukaryota, Fungi, Ascomycota, Eurotiomycetes, Eurotiales, Aspergillaceae. Gene Ontology annotation, biological process: transmembrane transport. The record is from RefSeq and is a predicted model, not a curated record. Bases 1 to 2025 code for a protein of 674 amino acids. Gene Ontology annotation, molecular function: transmembrane transporter activity.
AUGAACAAUCAAGAUCCCCCUCAACAAAUACCCCAGCAGGAGGAGGUCAACGAAGAAACGCCUUUGCUGCAUCCUACCACCGAGUCAUAUUCCGUGUUCACACCAACACAGAAACGCCUCAUUAUUUUGACAGCAGCACUGGCUUCAAGCUUUUCACCUCUAUCUGCCAAUAUCUACUACCCAGCUUUGAAUUCCAUUGCAAAGGACUUACGAGUCAGUCCACCCCAAAUUAAUCUGACGAUCACGACAUAUAUGAUAUGCCAGGGCCUCGCCCCAAUGUUAACGGGAUCAUUGGCAGACCAAGCUGGUCGCAGACCCGCAUACAUCCUCUGCUUCGCGAUAUAUAUAUUCGGAAAUGUCGCUCUCGCUCUACAACACAGUUUUCCAGCGCUCUUAGCUCUACGCGCCGUCCAAAGUUGUGGCAGCAGCGGCACCGUGGCCCUUGCAUCCGCAGUGGCAGCCGAUAUUAUCACAUCUGCUGAGCGAGGUAUGUACAUGGGCUUCACCUCCGUGGGAAACAUUCUUGCUCCAUCCAUCGGGCCGAUUCUUGGAGGUGUUCUUAGUAAGUAUCUGGGCUGGGAAGCGAUAUUUUGGUUCCUUGCUAUUGCAGCCGGUACUUUCUUCAUGCCGCUGCUGCUCUUCUUUCCCGAGACAUGCCGCGGCAUUGUAGGGAAUGGGUCGACUCCUGCGGUUGGAUGGAAUCGAGCCAUUUGGAGUUACUUACGGACCACCACCCCAGUGACCCCACCUUGGCCAAGUGUGCCCAAGAGGCGCGUGAAUGUCCCUAACCCGUGUUCAACUCUACGUCUGCUUUUCCAGCGACCGGUGGGACUGGUGCUUUUGGCAAAUGGAGUUAUAUUCAGCAGCUACUACGCCGUCACAGCUGGAAUUCCCGCAUUGUUCCAAAGAAUCUAUGAUCUAGACGACCUUGGUAUUGGGCUAUGCUUCAUUCCAGCAGGUCUAGGGUCAUUGCUCAGUGCAACUGUCAACGGAGUAUUAGUUGACUGGAACUACCGGCGAACUCGACGGACCGCCGGUCAGACGGUACACAAGAACCAAAAGCAGGAUAUCAUUGGAUUUCCCAUCGAGCAAGCGAGGUUGCAGAUUGGCCUGCCAAUGACACCACCACUCUUGGUUGCCCUUAUGGUGGUGUUUAUAAUUUGCUUUUGUAUCACGGCGGCAUAUAAUGUGAUGAACAUUCUCAUCGUCGACUUGUACUACGAGACACCUGCUACAGCGAUGGCUGCUAACAACCUUGUGCGCUGUUUUCUGGGCGCUGGUGCUGCGGCCAUGGUCAACCCUCUGAUCAGGCGGAUAGGUGUGCAAUGGACAUAUUGUUCUGUGUCGGGCGCAAUUGCUCUUGUCACCCCGCUUCUCAGUAUGGUUUACGCUCAGGGCUGGGAAUGGCUGUUCGCGCUCCUAUUUAGCGUUCUGACAGAGAUAAUCCAGAUCUUCCCCUGGACCCCAAGCCACCAACUGCAAAUACGGUAUCCUGGAGGUCAAUGGAUCGAUCCCGGUAUGGAAGUGGACAUUCGAGACACCACUAUGAUUCCAGAGAUCAGUACUAUGAACCUCGCGUGUAACGAGAAAUACAUUAUCCUCUUCAUCGACCUCGACGCCAUCCUUCCAGGAACACAUAUCCAAUCAGUCAUCUUACACUGGUAUCAAGCAAAUCUCAUGGACCACGGAGAUAAGCAUGACCCCAUAGCCUCGUACAUAGCUCCUCGUGCACCACCAAAUACCCAUCACCGUUACGUGUACCUCCUUUUUGCGCAGCCCCCAGCCUAUCAAUUCCCUGAAUGCUUCUCACAUGUGUUCCCGGAGACUGUUAGCGCCCGUGCCGGAUUCGAUAUCAGGAAGUUUGUGCAGGCGGCGGGGUUGGUCCCUCCUGUUGCCAUGAACUAUUUCAUUGGUAGACAUGAACCUACCGAAGGGGAGACGGCCACGAUGCCUCAGGGUGCGACAACCACUUCGUUCCGUUCCGUGGAUUGUCCCACUAGGACGGCGGUUGUCGUCAUGAGCUAG